Messenger RNA from Elephantulus edwardii (Cape elephant shrew), 945 nucleotides. RefSeq names its product olfactory receptor 2B2-like. Gene Ontology annotation, molecular function: olfactory receptor activity; G protein-coupled receptor activity. NCBI's taxonomy places the organism in Eukaryota, Metazoa, Chordata, Mammalia, Macroscelidea, Macroscelididae. Gene Ontology annotation, cellular component: membrane. Bases 1 to 945 code for a protein of 314 amino acids. The transcript has a single exon. The record is from RefSeq and is a predicted model, not a curated record. Gene Ontology annotation, biological process: G protein-coupled receptor signaling pathway.
AUGUGGAAUAACAACCAGAGCUCACGAAAUGAUUUCAUUUUACUUGGGUUCUCUGACCGUCCUUGGCUUGAGACACCACUCUUUGUAAUCUUUCUGUUGACUUACCUCUUAGCCCUCUUUGGAAAUAUUUCCAUUAUCUUAGUUUCUCACCUGGAUGCUCAGCUUGACAGUCCCAUGUACUUUUUUGUCUCAAAUCUAUCCCUUCUGGAUCUCUGUCUCACCACCAGCACUGUCCCUCAAAUGCUUGUCAAUCUCAGGGGGCCAAAAAAGACCAUAAGUUAUGGUGGUUGCAUUGCACAACUCUACAUUGCCUUGGCCGUGGGUUCCACUGAAUGUAUACUUUUAGGUAUUAUGGCUUUUGAUCGUUAUGCUGCUAUUUGCAAGCCCCUUCACUACCCAAUCAUCAUGAACCAGAAACGCUGUGUCCACAUGGCAACUGGAACCUGGAUUAGUGGUUUUGCUAACUCCCUUGUCCAGUCCACUUUCACAGUACUGACUCCAAGAUGUGGACGGAGGGUGAUGGAUCAUUUCUUCUGUGAAGUUCCUGCUCUUUUGAAACUAGCCUGUAUAGAUACUCGUGUGAAUGAGGCUGAACUGAAUGUACUAGGGGCCUUGUUGCUCUUGGUUCCUCUCACUCUCAUAGUGGGAACUUACAUGUUCAUUGCUCAAGCAGUAAUGAAAAUAAGCUCUUCAGAAAGUCGCUGGAAAGCCUUUAACACAUGUGCUUCACAUAUAUUGGUGGUCUCCCUCUUCUACAUUACAGCCAUCAGUAUGUAUGUCCAGCCUCCCUCUAGUUAUUCUCGUGGGAGAGGGAAGAUCAUGGCUAUCUUCUAUGCAAUUGUCACACCUAGCCUCAAUCCAUUUAUCUAUACUCUGAGGAACAAAGAUGUGAAAGCUGCCCUUCGAAGAGCACUGACCAUGGAGUUUUGGGUUAAGACAAGAUGA